Molecule: messenger RNA, 964 nt
Organism: Fimicolochytrium jonesii
Lineage: Eukaryota; Fungi; Chytridiomycota; Chytridiomycetes; Spizellomycetales; Powellomycetaceae
Product: mitochondrial inner membrane peptidase complex catalytic subunit
Exons: 7
Coding region: 181-690 (169 amino acids)
Cellular component (GO): mitochondrial inner membrane peptidase complex; membrane
Molecular function (GO): serine-type endopeptidase activity
Source: RefSeq, a predicted model, not a curated record
GUUUCCCCUUGUCCGCUUUUGGACCAGCUUUUGGACUGCGUUUUGAACUUUUGACUGAGCGAAGAUCGAGAACUUCCCUGGGCGUCGGAUUCAACAGCUUGACGUCCCUGCCGCUCAAGUCUAGACUGUCCGCCGUGGCCGCAAUUUCCGAGCGAGUCUCUGACCGGGCAAGUCAGCAACAUGAACGUAUUCACCAGCACUCGAGUCCGUCAGAUGCUCCGCUACGCAGGAUGGGGCGCCCAAGGCGGGUGCCUAAUGUUGCUGAUUCAGCAGUACGUCGCCGAGGUCACAAUGUCAAUAGGACCCUCCAUGCUCCCGACAUUUAACGUAGCCGGCGACUUGGUGGUGGUGGAACACGUGUCACAAUACUUUCGGGCCUUGACGCUAGGCGAUGUUGUUGUAUGCGUGUCCCCAUACGACCCAAGGAGAUCUAUAUGCAAGCGAGUCUUGGGUUUGCCGGGUGACCAUGUCUGCGUAGACCCGACAGUACCAGAACGCAAAUACCUCACGGUCCCAAAAGGCCACAUAUGGAUCCAAGGUGACAAUUACAACAAUUCAACGGACUCGAGGAAGUACGGGCCGGUCCCAAUGGGUUUGUUAAGGGGGAGGGUGCUGUGCAAGGUGUGGCCGGAUUGGGAAUGGAUGAAAAGCGGGGUGCAGGAGGUUUACUCGAGUGCCGUUGCGCGGUGAUAUGGUGGAUGGCAAUCACAAGGAAGGCGAUCUUGACUGGACAUUCCUCGAUGAAAGGGUGGAUGAAAACGGUUGAAGGUUGGACGAUUGAGCCACAGACUAGAUAUUCCGAGAUGAAAGCAGCUUCCAUGGUCGCAAGAUGGAACAUGUCAGACAACACAACGCCGCCCCAGUUCAUCUUCUCGGCAGAGCGGACGGAGGCAUGCCAUCUCAUACUACAUACCUACACUGCUAGGAGUUAGGAUAGGGGCCACUUAUCGUUGGGCCAGAAGGU